Lynx canadensis (Canada lynx) is the source of this 5571-nucleotide messenger RNA. RefSeq names its product acyl-CoA binding domain containing 3 (gene ACBD3). The record is from RefSeq and is a predicted model, not a curated record. Gene Ontology annotation, molecular function: fatty-acyl-CoA binding. Gene Ontology annotation, cellular component: Golgi membrane. The coding region runs from base 2224 to 3621 and encodes 465 amino acids. NCBI's taxonomy places the organism in Eukaryota, Metazoa, Chordata, Mammalia, Carnivora, Felidae. The transcript is spliced from 8 exons.
UUAAGUCCCUAGUACAGAUAACGUUCUAAGUAGGUGGGUUAGGUCACCAAUAUAGAUGAACAGUACAUUCACUUUUGCUGUGAAGGGACUUAGGGUCCAAAAGAGGAGUUAAAGACCCUGUGGCAGUCACAUCAGGUACCAUUUUGAGAACCCUAGAUAAUGUUAUUUUGUUGCCACAGACCUUUGAGUAUUUGGGGUAUUGUUGGGGCUUCCUAGUUGAGAAACUUGAUCCAGGCCACUGGGGCGUUAGAGGCAGGGCCGGCUCGCUCUCUGAUUCCAGAGAGGUCUCCCCACUGCAGGAGGUGGAAAGCACACCCUGCUUCUUCUGAAGGUGUGCUGAGGAAAAUAUUCAGAGUUACUGCCCUGCUGCCUCAUCGCUUUUUGGGAACUUUUUAAAUAUGUUUGCCUGGAAAUAUUAAGGGCUCAUGGAAAGAUGCAUACGGUUUUUCUCCACGUGAUCACUUUAUGGAGUCUCUUUGGAUAUCUGGAGGAGUGAAGCGUAAGAGAGCCAUCUGAAUUCCUAUGUAAUAUUGCUAUCAGGUUCGAGAUUUUGAAUGUAAUGGGGCAAAAAUUGCCUCCAAAGGACUGAAGUAAAUGUGCUUAUCAAAAUAUUGACCUGCUAAAUCCCAUUGCUGCUAAUACAGUAUUAGAUUUUUUGGGAGGCCUGCACUUAGCUAAUGUAAUGAUCUUUUUAAACUCGUGUAAAUUGAAAAUGGAUGUGUUAAUUCAUUAGGGAUUGAAAAAUGGUGAUAGUCUAAUGGUCUUUCUUUCACUGGAAUGCUUUUCUUCAUAUGCUAUUUGGUUUGGAGUAGAAAUUCAAACAGGAAAGGAAGAAUGCGUCCUUCCCUUUAUUAGUUUUCAGAAUAAUGAGUUCUUUCUCUAGUGGCCUCAACAGGUGACACUUUUUUUUGAUGUCAUUAUGUACUCAUGCUUUUAAACGUAUUUGAUUUAUUUUUUUUUAAGCUCUUAUCGAUGCUCAAUACUGUCUUUAGCAAGUGGGAGCCUUGUCAAAUUCCCUCAUAAGUUCCUUUGACAUGACUAGUAGUUUUUCAUAGCUUCCUUGCUAUCUGGUAUGAUGAGAUGUUCCAGGUUAUUCGUAUACAUUUCCUGCCUCAGCAGGAAUUAGCCAUUUGUCCAAGGAGACGAGGUUCCAACCUGUUAGUGGGAAACAGCCUUUGAGGAGCCAUCAUCUGGGUGAUAGGAGUGGGUGCUCUUUGCUACUGGAUUGGUCAUUGUUUCUAGGCCUUUUCAGUAGACAGGUCUAGAGAUCUGGGGUGUGUGUGUGUGUGUGUGUGUGUGUGUGUGUGUGUGUGAGUACAUGUGUGAGAGCGAGCGAGCGAGCAUGACAGGAGUAUUUUUGAGGGUAUGGUAUGUAAAACCUGUAGUCGAAUUCGGAAGAACUUACUUGAGUCAUAAGUCUUGGACUCAGUGUCUUUAUGGAAUUGUUGAUGUGUUUCCACUAGCAUUGCUGUUGAUUAGACUUGGUCAUACGCUCAGUUAUGUUACGGGUCUCAGAGAGGCAGUCACGUGGACAUGCUGAGAUGGUUCCAUUCAUUUUGUCAUCUUUAAGCACAGGCAUUUCCCACCAUUUGUAUGAAUGGCCCCAUCAAGGUUUUACAGUGAUGUGCAGCUGUCGUUCAUUCUUCGGUAGCCUGUGUAAUUAGUGUGUGCCUCCUGGACUUGAGUGGUCUAGCCCCAGAUAAUUUGAAAUUGAAUUAUUACUAUCCAACAUCUAUUAAAUUUUGAAUUUAUAUUUUCCUGCUUUCUUUAUUGUCUUCACCUUUAGAUACAAGGGUGUAAUAGUGUAAGAGAACAUACAGACCUACGAGACCGUCCUAAGAAAGGAACGAUAGGCGCUGAGAAUAGUAAUACCUUUCACGCGUCUGAUUUUCUUACUGGCUAGUUCAUGUUACAUUUGAGCUGAACUGAAAUUUUCACGUGAAGACAGAUUCAGGGAUCUGUGUACGUGUGUGUUUCAUGUGAGUUACUUUGACAUUCCCCCGGAGGCCUCCCCUUCAUUUAAUACAUAUUCAGGAAAGUACACAGCUCAUAAGUGUGUGGUGAUGAACUUCCACAAGGCGCCCACUCUGGAAACUGCCCCCAAGAGGAGAUAGUGUCUGCAGUAGCUCCCCUCACCGCUGGUUUCACCCCCCACGGUGGUCAGCUGGGGUCUGGAAGCUGGUGAUCUUCCUGACACCGCGUCAGAAGGUCUUGGUAGCCUUGAUGCCGCGUCCCAGCUCCUGCGUCGUUUACCCCACAUCACCUCGUUCGUCACCUCAUUCAUCGCGUGUGUGUUUUAUCAUCUCCCGUCAUCACAAGGAAAAAGAUGGCAAAGCCUUUCAUCCCACUUACGAAGAAAAACUGAAGCUUGUGGCACUGCAUAAGCAGGUUCUUAUGGGUCCAUAUAAUCCAGACACUUGUCCUGAGGUUGGAUUCUUUGAUGUGUUGGGGAAUGACAGGAGGAGAGAGUGGGCGGCCCUGGGAAAUACCUCUAAAGAGGACGCCAUGGUAGAGUUUGUCGAGCUCCUGAACAGGUGUUGCCAUCUCUUCUCCACGUACGUCGCGUCCCACAAAAUCGAGAAGGAGGAGCAAGAAAAGAAAAGGAAGGAGGAGGAGGAGCGAAGGCGGCGGGAAGAAGAGGAGCGAGAGCGAGUGCAGAAGGAGGAGGAGAAGCGCAGGAGAGAGGAAGAGGAGCGGCUUCGGCGGGAGGAGGAAGAGCGGCGGCGGCUGGAGGAGGAGCGGCUGCGGCUGGAACAGCAGAAGCAGCAGAUCAUGGCGGCGCUGAACUCGCAGACGGCCGCGCAGUUCCGGCAGUACGCGGCGCAGCAGUACCCGGGCAGCUCGGAGCAGCAACAGCUCCUGGUGCGCCAGCUGCAGGAGCAGCACUACCAGCAGUACAUGCAGCAGCUGUACCAGGCGCAGCUGGCCCAGCAGCAGGCGGCGCUCCAGAAGCAGCAGGAGGUAGCGGUUGGGGGAGCCGCUUUGCCUACACCGGCAAAGGUGAACGCAGCUGUGCCGAGUGAUAGGACGUCGGUUAACGGACAGGCCAAAGCCCACACGGACAGCUCCGAGAAAGACCUCGAACCAGAAGCUGCAGAAGAAGCCGUGGAGAAUGGACCAAAAGAAUCUCUUCCAGUAAUAGCAGCUCCGUCCAUGUGGACACGACCCCAGAUCAAAGACUUCAAAGAGAAGAUUCGGCAGGACGCGGACUCCGUGAUUACAGUGGGCCGAGGAGAAGUGGUCACCGUUCGCGUCCCCACCCACGAAGAGGGAUCGUAUCUCUUUUGGGAAUUUGCUACAGACAAUUAUGACAUUGGAUUUGGGGUGUACUUUGAAUGGACAGACUCUCCAAACACUGCUGUCAGCGUGCACGUCAGCGAGUCCAGUGACGACGACGAGGAAGAGGAAGAGAACGUCAGCAGUGAGGAGAAAGCCAGAAAGAACGCCACCAAGCCCCUGCUGGACGAGGUCGUGCCUGUGUACCGACGGGACUGUCACGAGGAGGUGUAUGCCGGCAGCCACCAAUACCCAGGGAGAGGAGUCUACCUCCUCAAGUUUGACAACUCCUACUCUUUGUGGAGGUCAAAGUCGGUCUACUACAGAGUCUAUUAUACUAGAUAAAGAUGGUGUCGCAGAGUCUGGAGUCUAGGGUUGGGCAGAAGACGGCACUUGGUUCGGAAUUUCUUUUGACUUUUGUGGAGCAUUGCAGUCAGCGUCUCCCCUUUUGAUUUUGGUCUGAUGGUCCGUGAACUCUCGUCGGGACUCAGGGUUUCCUUGAGACUCUAGCAUUAAUCCUCUGGGGUUAGAGGGAGUCCUCGGACCCGUCCGGCCCUUGGGUGCCGACCGGCAGGGUCGCUAGUGGAUGCAGAAGUUACGCGAGCAACGUGUGAAAUCUACAAGGUCUCCGAAAUAAAACCUCCCCACGUUGACCCCACCCGGCUGACGGUGAGUCCAUUGCUGCCCGCUGCACGCGGUUGACGAGAGCCCAUGGUCACGGUGACCUCGGAUCGGAAAUCCUUACGUUCGCAGUCUGCCUGAGGUGCAGCUGACUUGGACGAAGGUCAUCGUUUUGAAAUGAAGGUCAUCGUUUUGAAAACUUACAGACUCAAGACCCCACAGGUUAUAAUAGAAAAGUUGCCUCGAUUCGCUUUUGUUCUGAAUGACCCAGAUUGUCUUUGCUUUGAGUACGGCUGUCUAGUUCAGAGGCCUGUUACAGAGAAUUAUUUUCCGAGAUAAUCUUAAGAACGUUCAAAGCCGAUUGGUAAUUGAACCGUCAAGACACACAACACCUCAGAGGUCCAUGUUGUUAGCAGGCCUCUGCAAACUCGGGUCCUUUUCUCUCCCUCCGGGACUCCCCCCUACCGGUGACAAAGCAGAAUUAAUUCAUUUUUGUCUCGAUUUGGCUUUGUAGAGCAUCUCAAAUUGAACCUGUUUUCUACACGAGCAUAUAGUUAGGGGGUUUUGUAAACUCAAAUUGACACCUACUGAAUUAAAGUAUGUAAAAUCACUUCAGUACAAUUGAGUGUAUGGGGAGUGACGUUGCACUAAAAGGAAAUCACUGCCAGAGACAGUCCGUUUUCCUUUCCUGUGUUCAUGCUUAGGCACGAACCCUACCCAGUUCCGGUGGGGAAUCGCGUACUGGAGAGAAUUGGAAAAACAGAUGCCCAUGCUUAAAUUGUUCUAUAGCUUUAAUCUGCAUUAUGUCUUUGUGGAUGGGAAGAGGACACCUUCGUGUCCCUUACCGAGAACAUAUAUGGAUAAACAGCCGCAAGUUGGUAGAAGUGAUGGACUAGCGUAGAGAUUCUUGUUUUCAGGAGGGAGGGUGGUGUAGAUAGAACGUGACCGAGACGGCACUACACGCGAAACGUUACUGGAUGUCGUUACUGAAAUACUUAGAUUUUUAGAUUUUUAAAACUUCAGAUCUUAAAUCACUUCUUGUAGGAGGGUCUCCGUUGAUUAAGCUGCGUUCUAUACAGUUCACUACACGGGGGGCUGUUUGUCGUGUGUGCGUUUCUUUUCUGGUUUUUAAUACCUGGUUUUGUACAUACCUAACCCUCUUCUCUUUUGGUUAUUCGGAAACUGGAUUAUUUUCUCCUCUGAGCAGUGCUUGAUUUGUGUUCUUUAAUUUGGAUUCACUGGUUCCAGCUCAAAGACGUCCACACCGUUCUGUCCAGAACACGUUCAGGCUGUCCAUGCGCGUGCGCGUACGUACGGUAGAGGAACCAUGGGGUUAGGCGCUUCUUGGCUUUUUUUUUUUUUUAACGAGAAAAUACUGUAUUUAAAAUGUAAAAUAAACUUUUAAAAAGCAGGCACUAAUAUAUAUUUCUUCCAGCCUCUGAGUACAGAUUUGUUCUUGCCCAUGUUAAGAUAAAUCGUCUUCUGAAAAGACCCUCGUUCUCGGGAGCGGUUUAUGUCACUUUACGUAGCGGUGGUUCGUCAUGUGCUCACGUCAGAACAUUUUUGGUUUUAGACUUUUCUAUUGCCUUUGGCUGUUGAUUAGUACAGUACAAGUGCGAUUUCAAAAAGAUCUUGAAAAUAAUAUAUUUAAUCAAUUAAAAUGUUUACCUGUAA